Messenger RNA from Helianthus annuus (common sunflower), 696 nucleotides. RefSeq names its product E3 ubiquitin-protein ligase Hakai-like. The transcript has a single exon. The record is from RefSeq and is a predicted model, not a curated record. Lineage: Eukaryota; Viridiplantae; Streptophyta; Magnoliopsida; Asterales; Asteraceae. Bases 1 to 696 code for a protein of 231 amino acids.
AUGUCUGUCGCACCUGUUCCUCCACAGGACUUUGAGUUUGAUGAUGAGUUUGAUCCUGAGCAUGAGAUUGACUUCGUUCCUGACGAUCAGCUUUUUGAUGUACCCGCUGAUCUUGAGCUGGCACCAGCUGACCCUGAGCCUAUGCUUGCACCCGAGCCUAUACCUGCACAUGAUCCUCUGCCUAAGCAUGACCAUGUACCUGUUGACAUACUUGUUGUUGCACCACCCUUACCUGACCCGAUCUCUGCACCUGUUGACCAUGCUCAUUUUGCUGCUCAGAUAGAUCUCCGUUACGCAUUCACCCGCAAUGGGUGGAUAGAGGACGAUGAUGACUUGCCUCCUUUUGUUAGGACUGUUACUCCCCCACCUGCACCCACUCAUGCACCUGUCGACAUUGCCCCGUUUCACCCACAUGUGUCAGAUAUACACCACACAGACUUGCCGAUCACAUUCUUACAGGAUAUCCCUCCACCCCGUCCAGGGGAAGGUCCAUCGAGUCAGCAGCCCAGUCAUAUUCCUCCUGUGUCAGCAGCUUUUCCCUUUGUGCCUCAGCUUUCACAUACUGCUCCUUCUGCUUCUGCACCAUCGGGCGAGCCACUGAUUUGGUUUCCGCCCAACACGAUGCCUGUUUCUGAUCCAUACCAUCCUUCACAUUACACUGGUUACACGAGGGAUGAUCUGCUUUUGUCGUUAUAG